Messenger RNA from Neoarius graeffei (lesser salmon catfish), 3510 nucleotides. It is a transcript of the gene slc26a11, whose product is annotated as solute carrier family 26 member 11. The transcript has 16 exons. NCBI's taxonomy places the organism in Eukaryota, Metazoa, Chordata, Actinopteri, Siluriformes, Ariidae. Bases 303 to 2087 code for a protein of 594 amino acids. Gene Ontology annotation, biological process: transmembrane transport. Gene Ontology annotation, molecular function: secondary active sulfate transmembrane transporter activity. The record is from RefSeq and is a predicted model, not a curated record. Gene Ontology annotation, cellular component: membrane.
GAUGACCUGGCGACUUGUCCAGGGUGUACCCCGCCUUUCGCCCGUAGUCAGCUGGGAUAGGCUCCAGCUCGCCCGCGACCCUGUAGAACAGGAUAAAGCGGCUAGAGAUAAUGAGAUGAGAAUGAGAAGUGACAUGAGGAGAAACUUUGAAUCAAGGCGCGACCAUGUGACAAAUCGGCACCAAGUGGAGAUGAGGUGAAGGUCGGAUCCCGCUGCGCCGUAAUCAAACAGCAUUGUGGGUAAUGUAGAAGACGUUUAUUAAUGAAUCGGAGUGACUCACAUUCCGGAAGAUUGAGUGGAAUAUGACGACGCGGUUGUUCUCCGGCUCUCUGAGACGCGAGCUGGCGGGAUGUUGCUCUGUGGCCGCGCUGCGCUCCCGUCUUCCUGUCCUCACGUGGCUGCCGGUGUACAGUCUGACGUGGCUGAAGAUGGACGUGCUGGCGGGACUCACCGUGGGCCUGACCACCAUCCCUCAGGCUCUGGCCUACGCCGAGGUGGCCGGCUUACCUGUGCAGUAUGGUCUGUACUCGUCCUUCAUGGGCGGUUUUGUUUACUGUGUGUUCGGGACGUCAAAGGACAUCACCCUGGGCCCGACAGCCAUCAUGUCUCUGCUGUGUUCGCUGUACGUCCGAGGAGACCCGGUGUACGCCGUGGUGCUGACGCUGCUGUGCGGAAUCCUCCAGCUCGCCAUGGCUUUACUCCGACUCGGUUUCCUGUUGGAUUUUAUUUCCUAUCCUGUUAUAAAGGGCUUCACCUGUGCAGCGGCUGUGACCAUCGGCUUCGGACAGGUCAAAAACAUUCUGGGUGUGAAGGACGUCCCUCAGCAGUUUUUUCUGCAGGUUUACUACACUUUCCAGAAACUACCUGAGGCCAGGGUUGGAGACGUGGCUCUGGGUCUGUCCUGUCUGUUUUUCCUGGUGAUGUUGACGAUGAUGAAGAGUUCUCUGGGCUCUGUUGGAGAUAACCCGUCUCCCGUAGUGACGCUGUCUCGGGGUUUGGUGUGGACACUCGCGACUGUCCGAAACGCUCUGGUCGUCAUAGCAGCAACAUGCGUGGCGUAUUCUGCUGAGGUCACAGGUCACAAUUUCUUCACCCUCACGGGGAAAACAGUUGCAGGACUGCCCCCUUUCUCAGCCCCGCCCCUCUCUGAGAUGACAGCCAAUGGCACGCACGUAUCAUUCAGUCAGAUUAUACAGGAUCUGGGAGGUGGUUUAGCUGUUAUACCUCUGAUGGGUGUGCUGGAGAGCAUCGCUAUUGCUAAAGCGUUUGGAAGUAAGAAUAAUUACCGCAUCAAUGCUAACCAGGAACUUUUUGCCAUCGGACUCAACAACAUCUUGGGUUCAUUUGUCUCUGCGUAUCCCGUCACAGGCAGCUUCGGGAGAACUGCUGUAAACUCUCAGACUGGAGUGUGUACACCUGCGGGAGGUAUAGUCACAGGUGUACUUGUGCUCCUGUCUCUGGCCUUCCUCAUGCCACUCUUCUCCUUCAUCCCCAAAGCAUCUCUGGCGGCCGUCAUCAUCUGCGCCGUUGGUCCGAUGGUUGAAUUCAGCGUUCCUCCACACAUCUGGAGAGUCAGAAGGCUGGACCUGCUGCCGUUCUCCGUCACCUUCCUGCUCUGUUUCUGGGAGGUGCAGUAUGGAAUUGUAGGAGGUGUAGCCAUCUCAGGAUUCAUGCUGCUCUAUCUGAUGGCCAGACCUGAAGUGAAGGUAACGGAUCACGGCGUGCUGGUGAUAGAGUUGGGAAGCGGACUCCAUUUUCCUGCUAUAGAGCACUUCUGUGACGUCUUGCGUGCACACGCACUACACGCAUCUCCUCCUCGUCGCUGUGUUCUGUUGGACUGCCAGCAUGUCAGUAGUAUCGACUACACCGUGGUGAACGAGUUACGAGAUCUCUUGAAGCAGUUUAAUCUGCACAGCGUCUCUCUGGUCUUCUCAGGACUGAAGCGCUCGGUGUUGGAGGUUUUAUUAGCAGCUGAUCUUCCAGGCUUCAGACACACAGACAGCGUGGAGGCGGGACUGCAGAUCCUGAUCACUCCAACGAUGAUCGACGCCCCUCUCUUCUCCUCCAAUAAGCAGCGAGACCAGUGACUCGUUACACGGAUCAGUGAAUACCUCAUGAGCGAACUAACAAUUCCGUAAGGUUCAGAAAGUCAUCAAUCUCAACUUGAGAUCGUUUUAACGUUUGCGGACUCGGGGGCGGGACACUGACAUCGAGACCAAAACAUUUUGCGCACACACAGAUGGAUACGAAUGGGAUCCUUUUAUUUUAACGACGAUGCACUACAUAUUUUUCUUGAUGAAAAAGAUUUAUAGCAAUAAUCUGAAAACUAGCCAACUUGCGAGUUCUUAAAGUUAAAGAACGCACAACUGUCACGUGCAGUGUUUUUUUUUUUUUUUUUUUUUUAGGCUCUAGAUUUUUCAUAAAAAAAAAAAACAAUUUCUUGUAAUUGUUGAAGAAAUUGGCACCACAGCUGGAUGUGGGCUCACUGCCUGGUAGCAUGCUAGCAUAGCGUCGGGUAACUCGCACAGAACACUAUCAAGUCGCGAGCCACCUGUUAGCUGGAAAUCCUCUCGGUUUCUGUAUCGGAUUUCUUUACUCGCUUGUUUUCAUUCAGAAGUUUGGUACCGAAUGUGCUGCUGUAAUGUCCAAACACGAAGAAACGAUUCAGUUCGAGUGAAGUUUGUAAAAUGGAAUUGUCGGAGCGUAAAUCGGUGGCGUGUCCGAAACCGCGUGCUUCGUUUCUGAAGUGUGAAUCCGAGACCUUUUGAGCUUUUCUUAACUGACCAACUACGACUUUUUAAAUACAAAAUACAACCUGAUGCUUUUAAAAUAUUUAACUGCGUAAGAGAAAAGAAUAAUCUGUUUUUUAAUCAAACUGACCCUGACUUUUUUACAGUUUUUAUUGCUUUCAGUGAAGUGUUUUGCAUGAAGUUUCUAGAAUUUUCCAUGAUGAUGAUUGAUUUUGAUUUUUUAACUUUGCCGUAGUAAGAUAUAUAUGUAAUUAUGGCCGGGAAACCACUACAGCUUGCGCCAGUUACAGUGGUCCCAUUGUACCGAAUCUGCGUCUCUUUGGUCUGUAGAGGAAACCCACACAGACACGGGGAGAACAUGCAAACUCCACACAGAAAGGCCCCUGUCGGCCGUGAGGUUCGAACCCGGAACCUUCUUGCUGUGAGGCGACCGUGCCACCAGGUGAUUUCACUUGGGCCUUUGUUUUGUUGAAGGUUUGCGCUCACCUUUUGUGCGUUUGUGACUCGGAUCAGGAAAAAAAAACCUGUGACUCAGAUCAGGAGCAUUCCAGAUUAUUUGGGUUACAUAGUUCUGAUUGAAUGUAUUUAUAUAACCGGCUACGAAACAAUUAUUACUUGUUAGCGACACUGACACACAUGGAUCCUGAGGUAUGUUAAGCUAAAAGUUUGUUCAAUAACAUUGUAAUUGAAUAUCACUGUCACUCUAUAUAAUUAAUAAUAAUACCAGCAAAGUAAAUAAAAAUUUACCAGUUGUCUGUGA